AUGGGCUCCCAAGGCACCCCAGGCCCCAUCCGCCUGGCCAUCCUCAUGACCGACGUCCCGCUGCCCGGCACGUGCGCCCGGUACACCGACUACGCCGGCGUCUUCACCGACAUGUUCGCCCGCGCCGUCGCGCCCGCGCCCCUCUCCGACUUCCUGACCGUCACCAAGCACGACGUCGUCGCGGACGGCGCCGGCGCGUCCUACCCGCGGCCCGAGGACGUCGACGCCGUGCUCAUCACGGGCAGCCGGCACGACUCCUUCGCCGACGACCCCUGGAUCCUGAGGCUCGUCGACUGGACCCGCGCGGCCCUCGCCGCCGAGGGGCCGUCCCGCGUGCGCGUCGUGGGCGUCUGCUUCGGGCACCAGAUCGUCGCCCGCGCCCUGGGCGCGCGGGUCGACCGCAACCCGGGCGGGUGGGAGCUGGCCGUGACCGAGGUGCGGCUGUCGGCCGAGGGCAGGAAGCUGUUUGGCCUGGACAAGAUGAGGAUACACCAGAUGCACCGAGACGCCGUCUUCUCAUAUCCGGCCGGCGCGGUGCCGCUGGCAGAUACAGACAUAUGCCCCGUCCAGGGCAUGCUCGUCCCGGGCAAGGUCAUCACGGUGCAGGGCCACCCCGAGUUCACAGAGGGCAUUGUCCGGGAGAUUCUCGAGUCGAGGCAUGACUCCAAGAUCAUCAGCGACGAGCUGUACAAGUCGGGCAUAGAUCGGGUUGCUAACGAGCACGACGGCCUCACGAUAGCAAGAGCCUUUCUCAAAUUUAUGCGCGAAUGA
This is a messenger RNA of Thyridium curvatum, 771 nucleotides long. RefSeq lists its product as uncharacterized. Bases 1 to 771 code for a protein of 256 amino acids. The transcript has 2 exons. Lineage: Eukaryota; Fungi; Ascomycota; Sordariomycetes; Thyridiales; Thyridiaceae. The record is from RefSeq and is a predicted model, not a curated record. Gene Ontology annotation, cellular component: nucleus; cytosol.